AGUGAAUCAGUUCCACCACGGAUCUUAACGAGAACACACACGAAUCUCACAAACGAUUUUCACGAAAAAACCAAAAAAAUUAAUCAUUGGAAAAAAACAAAAGAAAAUUAGUGAAAGUGUUUCUGAUACACACGCACACAGCGAAACAAAAAUACGAAAAAAAAUUUUACAAACUUUUUUAAAUUAAUUAACAAAAAACAAAUACGAAAACCAACAACAUGUCUACCUUGAAUAUGCACCCACCACAAACCUACUCCAGACUAUUCCGUCCCUGGGAUUGCAUUCCGUCCCGCGAAGAAACCAACCGGACGCCAGAGGAAGUAGUGCCAGCCCAACAGCCGUUGGUCAAAUCGGAAUACAACUCCUCCACUGAAGACAUGUCAGCCUCAUCUACCUCAACUCUAAUCAAAGCUGAAAACCUGUCCUUCAGUGGCAACGAAAGCGAUCGCGAAUGUGCCUCGUCCAGCAGUUCCUCGAGCAAAUCCUAUGACGAGAGCUUCAACAACAGCAUUCAAAUGGAGACCUCCUCGCCGUCGGCCAAUACCACAACAUCGCACAACAUGAUGCCGCAAUCCAUGAACUAUGCUGCUGCUCCUUCCGCUUCUCACAUCUAUGGUUCCAUGGACAAUCCAAUGCAUUCCGCUUCAGCCAUGCACAUGAUGCCUCCAUCUGCCAGCGAUCUUUACUAUGCCGCUGCCGCCGCAGCUGGAUUACCAAAUGUAGCCCCAACCACUUCACCCUCGGCCGCCGCCGCUGCUGCUGCCGCCUAUGCCUUGGAUCCCUAUGCCUUGAGUAUUAUGGAGCAGGAAUAUGCCCGUGUUAUGGCCGAGGAGGCCCAUCUGAAGGCUGUCAAUGCCCGCAAACAGCGACCAAAGAAAUUCAAGUGCCCCCACUGCGAUGUUGCCUUCUCCAACAAUGGCCAACUCAAGGGACACAUCCGCAUCCACACCGGCGAAAGACCCUUCAAAUGUGACGUGGAAACCUGCGGCAAAACCUUCACCCGCAACGAAGAACUGACACGCCACAAGCGCAUCCACACCGGUCUGAGGCCCUAUCCCUGUACAGCCUGCGGCAAGAAAUUCGGACGCCGGGAUCACCUCAAAAAGCACAUGAAAACCCACAUGCCACAAGAACGCCAGCUGGGACCCGCCAUCUUUGUGCCAAUGUAUCCCUACCUCUACGGCUACUAGGCGGCGAGGCAAACGACAUUAGGACACAACGCGGUGUCAGGAGAAAUAGUAUCGCAUGUGGUGGCUUGGCCCAAAUGCUGCUUCCAAUUUCAAGGUUCCUCAAAGGCAAAACGAAAGAAAAACGAAACAAAACGCGCUUGCACGCGUUAAAAACGCUACAACUCCUUCUCCCCAUCCUCAUCCCCCCGCAAAAAAACAACACUCGAUUACCUCAAUUAUUCUGAAGUACCUGGUUGUAACGAAGAACGAAGAAACUCGAAACUCUCAAAUGCAACGAAACAAAAAGUCUCUUCUCUUUUCUACGCCAAACAAAAACAACAAAAGUACAAUCGUCAAACAAAUGGAACAAAAAAAUAUUUAUUUUUUUAUAAAUCCACCAAGAAGAAAAAGAUGAAACGCAACUCUUCAGGAAAUAUCAAAUUUACACCGAAAGUAUCGUCUUUUUGGAUACUUCUUGUGCUUGUCUUGAAACAAACAAACAAAAUCUGUAAAAUAUUUUUAUGUUUUUUUUUUUAAUUUUAAUUUCAUUUAGUUUUAUUAUUUUUAUUAUUAUUAUUUUUAAGUUUUACUUUUUGAUAAGAAGAAGAAGAAUGAAAAAACACGAACUAUAUACAAAAAUAUACAAUGGAAAAAAAUUUGAAAAUUA
Molecule: messenger RNA, 1836 nt
Organism: Musca domestica (house fly)
Lineage: Eukaryota; Metazoa; Arthropoda; Insecta; Diptera; Muscidae
Gene: hkb
Product: zinc finger protein 697
Exons: 1
Coding region: 219-1190 (323 amino acids)
Biological process (GO): regulation of transcription by RNA polymerase II
Molecular function (GO): RNA polymerase II cis-regulatory region sequence-specific DNA binding; DNA-binding transcription factor activity, RNA polymerase II-specific
Source: RefSeq, a predicted model, not a curated record